Messenger RNA from Dryobates pubescens (Downy woodpecker), 1105 nucleotides. RefSeq names its product transmembrane protein 267 (gene TMEM267). Lineage: Eukaryota; Metazoa; Chordata; Aves; Piciformes; Picidae. The coding region runs from base 351 to 1010 and encodes 219 amino acids. The transcript has 4 exons. The record is from RefSeq and is a predicted model, not a curated record.
UGCCACGGGACUGAGGUUUCGAGGGUCUGUUGGUGAGGGAACCCUGGGACGUUUGCGAAACAGUGAAUUUUGCUGGGAAUCAGCUCAAACGGGGAGAGACUCAGAGCGGUCUGACAGGAGCCAGCGUCGAAUUCCUGUUCUAAUAAUACAGUUUUCUCAGGAUGAAUCAAAUGGUGUUGAGUCUUUUCUGUGUUGGAGUGGGCAAACUGAAUUCAAAAAGCUCAACAGAAGCUCAACACUGAGGUGCAGACCACAUUUCCUCCUGGAAUAAGGCAACAGUCUCAGGAGCAAUUGAUGAUACAAAGGACAAUGCACAGUGUAUAUCAUGGUGACAUUUUGUGUGCUAUGACAUGGUUUUUGCCAUGGCAUCCGAGACUGAAAAGGCCCAUGCUCUUCUCCAGACUUUCAGUACAGCUUCAGUCAUUUCAAGUCUAGGUUUGGGAAUAUUCUGCUUUGUAGUAGACAGACUUCUGCAGUUUUCCUUCAUUCAGCAAAAUGACUGGCUCCGAGCCUUCUCUGAUAAUGCAGUGCAUGGUAUACUGGGAAUGUGGUCCUGGGCAAUAGUGAUUGGACUGAGGAAGAAAAGUGACUUCACUGAGGUCACUCUGGCUGGAUUCCUCGCCUCUGUCAUUGAUGUGGACCACUUCUUUUUUGCUGGCUCCCUGUCGUUAAAGGCUGCUCUGACUCUUCCACAGAGGCCACUGCUUCAUUGCUCUACUGUGAUUCCUGUUGUGGCUUUGACAUUAAAGUUUAUUAUGCACCUUUUCAGGCUUAAGGAUUCAUGGUGCUUUCUUCCCUGGAUGUUGUUCAUAUCCUGGACUUCUCAUCAUGUCCGUGAUGGGAUUCGUCAUGGCCUCUGGAUCUGCCCAUUUGGAAAAACUCCUCCUUUGCCAUAUUGGCUGUAUGUGGCAAUUACAGCAUCUUUACCUCAUCUAUGUUCAUUCAUUAUGUAUUUAACAGGCACUAGAGAAUUAAUGUCUAUAAAGCAUGGAAUCCACAUUGAUGUGUAAGAAUGAUACCUCCAAAAGGUUCUUUGUAUUGGCCCUUGACAGGAUUUCUGACUGGGGUAUUUUCUGUAUCUUUCUUGCGACAUCUGAGUCGGGGA